AUUCCUUCCACCCCCCAUAGAAUCCCCAUGGCCUCCUCCACCCCCUCCAAAUCGCAUUGGCGAUUCUCCACCGUCCCCGGCUUCUUCUACCAAAGCGAACCCUCCACCAACGCCAGCACCUUUGACUACGCAUCCUCCAACUUCGGCCUCAUCCCCCGCUCUUACCCCACAGACACCACCACCACUCCAGAAACAAAGACAAAAUCCCCCUGGGAGCGCUUCGCCCACCACAUCCGCUCCCUUAACGACACUUCCGACGAAAAUACCUGCUACAAGGUCCUCUUUCUUGGUCGUCACGGCGAGGGAUAUCAUAAUGUCGCGGAACGGGAAUAUGGGACUGUGGAAUGGGAUAAACAUUACUCCCUCCUCCCAACCUACACCGACGCCCGAUUAACAGAAACCGGGAGAUCGCAAGCCCGCACCGCACACUCUACCUGGGCCACCCAACUCAAGAAGGGCAUUCCAGUUCCGGAAUCCUUCUACGUGAGUCCAUUGAAUAGAUGUCUUGAGACAGCGUAUAUUACUUUCUCGGGGUUGGGGGUGCAGGGUACAGAGCCGUUUAGGCCUGUUGUUAAGGAACUCCUCCGCGAAACCAUCGGCCAACACACCUGCGACGGCCGAUCCAGCAAAUCGGCCAUAAUGGCCGAAUACCCAUUCUAUCGCAUCGAGGCAGGAUUCACGGAAACUGACGAAAUGUAUGACCCGGUGCUCCGGGAAUCGAACUCGGCGCGGGACAAACGCUUCAGAGAUUUGAUGCAGGAUAUAUUUACGAAUGAUGAGGUGGUGUUUUUGUCGUUGACGGCGCAUUCGGGCGCCAUUACGAGUUUGUUGAAUGUGCUGGGACAUCGGAGGUUUGAGUUGGAGACGGGGGGCGUUAUUCCAGUGCUUGUUAGGGGGGAGAGGGUGGAGGGGGAGUUGCCGGUUAUGGAGGUGGAGAUGUGGUUUGGGGUUCCUAAUUAG
This is a messenger RNA of Aspergillus sclerotioniger CBS 115572, 960 nucleotides long. RefSeq names its product phosphoglycerate mutase family protein. Gene Ontology annotation, molecular function: phosphatase activity. The transcript has 4 exons. The coding region runs from base 28 to 960 and encodes 310 amino acids. Lineage: Eukaryota; Fungi; Ascomycota; Eurotiomycetes; Eurotiales; Aspergillaceae. Gene Ontology annotation, cellular component: cytoplasm. The record is from RefSeq and is a predicted model, not a curated record.